GGUCGUUGUAAGGCGAUGCGCAUGUUGGCAAAUUGUGCCGCUCGGUGAAGUCAUGUUCGUGUGCUCGCUCAGCAGUUUUGUUCCGUAGAUACGCAAAUGAAAAUGAAAAUCGACAAUGACAAUAACAACCACAGUAGCCACAUAUGGCAGUCGCCAAUAAAAUAAAAGUAAAAAACCAACUCCAUUGAAAGGAGAGUAACAGACAGACGAGCAUUCAAACAAACCCAACGACUGACCAAGUGACGGGCGAAUGCGCGCAAAUCGACUACUGUGUGGCGAAGUAUCUGUGUAUAGACUUAAGUGGCCGCAUUUGCAAGUCCGCAGAGUACGAAUCUCAAUUCCAGUGGCAAGAUUGUCCGGCACAACGUGACGUGUGGAGGCGAGAACAAAUCAACAGUCACAGCAACAAACACUGGCGGCGACAACGGAUGCGAAUUAUUCCGAUAUAAAAUGUUGUUGCCGACAGCAAAUUCGUACAUAUGUAUAUGUACAUACAUAUAUGUACACAAAUACAUACGUAGCUGUAAAAAUGCAAACAAGCAAAAUAUAAACAAAAAAAAAACGGAAUACGAAAAUUAAAAGAAUUAAAAACUCAAUAAAAAAGUAAUAAAAAAAUUGUAUAAAAUAUGCAGGCACAUGAAGUGGACGUAAAGUAAGAAAGCAAAAAAUACUCCUACAUACACACUACAAAUAAAUAAAUUCGCAGCAACAAUAAGAACAUGCGGAGCAUUGAAAAAGCGGUUAAAUGGGCAAAUAAGAACAAAAAAGCGAACACAAAAAACCAAAAUAAAUUCAAAAAAGUUAUAAGACGAAAAAUACUUUACUAGAUGAUUGCUUGAUAGAUGGUCGUAUUGAAUCACUCAGAUUGCAUAACAAAUUGAAGUGCUUAUUGCGAAUAAAUAAAUGUGUAAUGUGUACAAAUUUAUCACCGUUUUCAAUUUCGUUGCUGAUUUUGUAAUUCAAAACUUUACAAAACAGAAAAAAACAACAACAACAACAAAUAUUUUCGAUUUCAAAUUAAACGCCAACACAGCAACUUCUUAGUUGUGCCAGCAGCAAGCAGUGAACAUUGGCCGGCGCCGCCACGCUGCACCACUUGUGCUAUGCACCGAAUAUACGGGGCAUCCGGGGCAUGCGGGGCGUAUGAGUGGUAGUCUGUAAAUUUAAUCCGUUGAGGUCAUUAUUUUUUAUGCAUCAAUUCUGUGAACUGAUUUAUACGCGUGGAAUGUUUUAAAGCGCCUUGAGCUGCGCAUCAACAGUAUAAGCAACGGACGAAGCGCAUGAGUCGCGUCAGGCGUUCAGUAGCAGCAGCAGUAGUAAAUCGGGUAGCAGUCGUUUGUCAAGUUAGCGCUGCGGUGGCUGUAGUAGCUGUAUCAAAAGCGUGCGCUAAAUAUUUGUCAUUGUCAUUAACGUCAGAGUAUUAAAUGUUAUCGGCUGUUGAAAAUUUUGGCCCGUUGGUCGGUCCGGCUGUUGCACUCUCUCACCAUCCCCAUGCCGCGACGCAUCAUCUUCAAGCCAUUCAACACCACCAGCAUCCCGCUCAACGUGGCUAUGCAGUGGACAUAGUUUCCGCCACAGCCGCUGAUGCCACUGUGCGCGUUACGGCUGCGCUAUCGCCACCCACGUCAGUUCCCUCUGCCGUCAACAUCACCACACAAGCUCCGCUCACACAUACACAGUUAACGCAAUUGAAUACGUUGCAAGCGCUCAAGUUGCACCACCAAAUUCAGCAACAGUACGAGCAACACCUGACAAAUUUCCUGAACGCCUCCUCCCAGUCUUCCACAAUAGCUGGCGUUACGGUGCUACCGCAUCGCCCACAGGCACCAGUGGGCGCGCUCAACGAAACAGACAUCUCAUUGGCGCAUAAGCAGCAGCAGCAACAACAAGAACAGCACCACUAUCACCUACAACAGCAACAGCAUAUGCGAGAACAACAGUCAAUCGGCGCUAAUUUGACACGCUCCUCAAAUGCGCCAAAGUAUAUGAACUCGGCGCGCGAUACCACCACAACAAUGAUGCCACUUACUGAAUUCACCCCACCACCAAAACUGAAACACGAACAACACACACAUACGCUUGAAAAUGGCCAAUCUGGCCCCAUAAAUCUGGUCACAAAUGCGAGCAAUGCUUACGCGGGCAAUGCGAAUUACCAAUUAGCCGCUAACACCAGCAGCAGCAGCAAUCCCGCAUCCAUCGACAAUAGUCGCCCGUCUUCCUCUUCCUCAUCCGUAGAUGUGGAGAAUGAUGAGAGCAUGUCACCUGUGAGUAGUAAUUCAGCGCAAGUCGGACGCAAGAUUUUAGAUCAUGCGACGUUGCUCGGUGGCGGAUCUGCCGCCAAACAGCCCACCUAUAGCGAAACCAGCGCUUCUUCUGCCGCUGCUGCGGUAGUAGCCGCCUAUCAAUACAACUAUUCUCAAAUUUAUGGGGGCGGUCGCCCAGCGGGCCUCUACAAUGCACCCAUUAUUUUUACAGCACCCAAUCCGCAUGUUUCACAACAUAUAGUUCAGCAUCCAAAUGCCGUGCAUGGCGCGCACGUGCCACCAGCCUACCUCGGUGCAAUGGGCACACAUUCACCAGCGAUUUCUCCUGAUGAAAGCGGUGUUUACCCCGCCGAAUACUUGAAAGCGCUGCAAAACGCAGUAGCGGCAGGAGUUUUUCAAGCGGCGCCACCCCAUUCAACGUCCGUUUUUCAAGCCUCACCGCUAGCCAAUAGCAAUUCCACGGCGUCUGCCGGUAUAACUAAGUCGAGAUUACGUAGCUCCGCUGCAGCAACUAUGUCGGCGCCAGUGACUGUUGCCUCACCGCCAGCCAAAGGCGAACAACGCACCGCGACGACGACAAAACUCUCCACGGGUACUUAUUUAUAUGAAAAAGCGAAAAGGUCACCACCUGAUAAGCCGGCGGAAACAGAAAAAUUCUUCAAGAUACCCAGCGGUAAAGAAGGUUCGCUAAAGCAUCGCAUACUCACAAGGCCGGCGAGUGUUGACAAGACUACCACGACGCCCGGGAAGACACCUGUUAUGCGCACUCACAACUCCACGUCGAGUUUCAAGAAGGGUUCAUAUAUUGAACUUUCGAAUGGUUCAUUGCGUCGUGUGGAGGAUAUGCGCACAGAGGACUUCAUACAAUGCGCUGAGCGCAGCCCAUAUCAUCAGUUAAUCGAGUCCACGGUGGUGAAAAUCAAUAAUAACUCGGCGUCGAAUAGUGUUGUCAUUGCAUUUAGUUACGAUCGGAAUCAAUCGAAGGUUGACAUGGAGGUAACCACCGAUCACCCGUUUUUUGUUUACGGCCAAGGUUGGGCAUCUUGCAAUCCCGAGUUAUCCCUUAAAGCUUACGGCUUGAAAUGUCAACGCUUACAAGUCGGCGACAUUUGCAUUUCCCUCACAAAACGAGAACCACCGAAUAUUAAUUUAAGCAACAACAAUAAAGGCAGUAAUAGUAAUAAGCACUUAUAUCCACAUGAAGCGGCCACAACGUGCCCAACAACAAACGAAACACAAUGUCUAGAACGCGAUCUCCAACCACUCAUACUCAGUGAAAAUGUAUAUACCACGCAUUUGAAACCCGCUAGCGCAUGCCCGCCCACCGCACAAUAUCCCAUACUGCGUAGCCCUCAUGGUACAAUGCAUUUCAUGCCACCACAUCUGAUUACCAAUGCAUCGAUACAUCCUGCCUAUGGAGCUACGGACGGCUAUGCGCGCUUCUCCUUUCCCACGUCGCAAGCGCAACCCUCACUACCCAUGCAUGCUACGCACACUCAACAUACGCACGAUACAACAGCCGCAGCAGCAUCACAGUCGCAGUCGUCGUUACCUCCAUCGAAUAACACCAGACCAGAGCAGCGCGAGCAGUUGACAUCAGCGUCGACGUCUGCAUCAGCGUCAGAACGGAAACGCCGUUGGUCGGCGCCAGAAAGUUUCUCCAAUAGUGAGGACGACGACGAUGACGGAGAAGCGGGCCACUAUGAACCGCCAUUGCGGCAAAAGUCCGCACCGACGGCAGCGGUGAGCUGCAAUUAUAAGCCUUAUAUGCCGACCAAUACGCCAAGUGCUGUGACGACAGCGACUGGUCAAUUUAACUGUGAUUUUUCAACAAACUACAAAUAGCAAAAGAUCUCAAUGUUCGUGUGGGAGUAUGUCAAGGUUAGGGUGUGUUGGGUUUGGGUACAGCACAGAAGCGGUAACAGAAUAACAGAAUAUUUUGCACAUACUUUUUAAUGCAUACACUUGUACACUACAUUUUGCGUACAAAUAGGCAUAAAAAGUAGUUCUUGACGUCACAACUUUGUACGCAGCUCCCCAAAUGUUUGCAUCUGCAUCGUCAGAUAUGUGUUUAAAGGCGUUUUCACCUCUUCCGCUGUUUACGCAUACUUUCGUCAGGGCUGUCAAAUUUCGUGUUGCUGAGUCAUACGUAAUCUUUGGAAAAUGAGUCUCUCUUACGCUAAAGCAUCUAAACCUUAGUUUCUUAUUAGCGUUGCUCCUCCAGCUGCUUUCAUUGUUGACUCUUCCACUUUGUCCCGAUUUCCAACAAUGUUUAAAUCAAAACUGCGCUGAUAUAUCGCACCCUAAAUACAAAAGGAUCACAACUCAAAAUGUCCCUUCUGCUCAAAUAUGAACGAGACGUUAUCAAUAAAACGGUCCGCGGAUGACAUAUGGCAAAAAUAAAUUUUUUGUUUUUUGGUAGGACUGUUAUAAGCUUACAUGGUAAAUUUCAGCGUGAUAUGUCACAUAGUUUGUUUUCUGUGCUACUGUUAACAAGUCAAGCUCGAGUGUGGAAAAUUUUGAGUUGUGACCCUUUUGUAUUUAGGGUACUAUAUAUGAAGGGAUGCCGGCCUCCAAGCUUUGUGAGCCAGUUUCUUAUAGGAAAUCACUUCCCAGUCCCGCCAUUCUAUAGGGAUGCCUAUAAUCGCUGUGUUCAUAUGUGCAUAUGCGGAACUAUCGCUAUAUACGUACAUUAUGUAUUUAAGUAUUUAUAUGUGUAUGCGAGCUGUCAGCUUUUCUUCAAGUGUUUCGUUAAUGCUAAGCAAAUUACUGUAAAAAUAGUUGUAUAUAUAUAUAUAGUUAGUUAUAAAACCCAUCAGGCGCGUACAUAUGUAGGCAUAUAUGUGUGUACAAUAUAUGAAUAUUCCAGGCGAUGUACAUAUAUGCAAUAUAUAUGUAUGUAAUACCAUGUCAGACUGUACAUUUGAAAUUAUAGCUAUUUGUAAAUGUAAUGUAAUUAUUAUUAUAAGCACAACUAAUAAUAUGUAUUUAUCAUAUGGGCGCAUAAAUGAUACACGACUACACACAAGCAUACAUACAUGUACUAUGUAAUUAAUGUAUUGUAUUUAAUGAAAAAUAUGUGUAUAGUCCUGCAAAAGUCACUGCAAUAAAGACUAAGUUUUAAAAUUAAA
Anastrepha obliqua is the source of this 5395-nucleotide messenger RNA. RefSeq names its product ataxin-1 (gene Atx-1). Gene Ontology annotation, molecular function: protein binding; RNA binding. The record is from RefSeq and is a predicted model, not a curated record. The transcript is spliced from 4 exons. NCBI's taxonomy places the organism in Eukaryota, Metazoa, Arthropoda, Insecta, Diptera, Tephritidae. Gene Ontology annotation, biological process: regulation of DNA-templated transcription. The coding region runs from base 1425 to 4109 and encodes 894 amino acids.